Messenger RNA from Drosophila innubila, 1164 nucleotides. Its product is annotated as alpha-tocopherol transfer protein-like. Gene Ontology annotation, molecular function: phosphatidylinositol bisphosphate binding. Gene Ontology annotation, cellular component: membrane. The record is from RefSeq and is a predicted model, not a curated record. Lineage: Eukaryota; Metazoa; Arthropoda; Insecta; Diptera; Drosophilidae. The transcript has 4 exons. Bases 34 to 978 code for a protein of 314 amino acids.
UUUUCAAACGUUAUACUUUUCAGAUCUGUAGCAAUGAGCCUAGUUCACAUACGCCCGUUGAAACCAGUCCUCCAAGCGAUUGCCAUUGAGGAGUUGAAUGAGGUGCCGCAUCGUGUCCCAGAUGAUAUUGAAGCUCUGCGAGAUUGGGUAUUGAAGCAACCACAUCUGAGAGCCUGCACAGAUGAUCAGUUUCUCUUGGCCUUCUUGCGGGGCACCAAGUUCAGUUUGGAGCGUGCGAAACAGAAGUUCGAUAGAUUCUACACGUUGCAGGCAUCCAUUCCCGAGGUUUUCAACGAGCAGAGAUUGACAACGGAUCCUUUGGUUCUAGAUAUUAUACGUUCCGGGAUUCUCCUUCGGAUACCACAAGAUGAGAAUGAUGCUAGUCCCUGUGUGUCCAUCAUUCGCGCCGGCUCAUACGAUACGAGUAAAUUUAAAUUUCAGGAUAUCAUCCGUGCUGGCUCCAUGUUUGGGGAGAUCAUGAUGUUUGAGGAUGACAAUGCCACGGUUUCCGGCUACAUUGAGGUAAUGGACAUGAAAGGCAUCACGGGCACACAUCUCUUCGCCCUGCGGCCUGAACUGUUGCGCAAGUUCUCCGACUAUGCGGAUGAGGCAAUGCCCACGAGACAGAAGGGUAUCCACUUUAUCAAUGUGCCUCCUGCUUUUGAGGCGGGCUUCAACACAUUGCGCUCUUUCUUUCCCGCCAAGAUCAAGAAUCGAAUUUCCGUUUCCUCCGAUCCGGAUGCCAUUUUCAAUAUUGUGCCACGGGAUUUUUUGCCCUUGGAAUAUGGUGGCACUUAUGGCAUUAUGGAGGAUAUCAGCCGUUCCAUGGAGAUCAAACUCUCCACGUAUGAGUCAUACUUCCUGGCUUCCCAGCACUUUGGAGCUGAUGAAAAGCUGCGAGACUUUAGCAGGCCUCUACAAGAUAAACGAUCCUCUUUUGGCGCUGUUGGUUCAUUCCGAAAACUGGAAAUCGAUUGACAACAACGUGAAGGAGUUCAUUAUUGAAUUAACAACAAUACUACAGACAAUUAGCUUUAUUAGUACACUCAACACAUAGAUUUAAGUAUCCGAUAAUGUUUCAAUUCCUAUCUAAUCGUAUGAACAUAAAUGGGUCUCAUAUGAUAUAAUAGUCCAGUCUUAAAACAAACACCAUACACAAAUAUA